UAAAAAGUGACGGCGGCAAAAUCCGGGUGGGAGCAGCGAAUCUCCCCAAACAUUUGUGGCGCUAAUGGUGGGGGUGGGAACGACCCGGCAGACAGGUAGGGCUGCUUUUUUUCCCUUCUCUCUCCUCUCACAUAAGACGGCGGACACGGAACUAGCAGGCAGGGGAGGCUGUCAGUGAUUGCGCCUGGAAGUGAACGUAGAGAAGGGCGAAAAAGGGGCUAAUGAGGGAGCACCGCGUCUGCAGUCUCUCACAGGGCAGAUGCACGCAGUCCCUUGCUAAACCGGCCCUUGACUUGAUCAUCGACAGAACGGCUUCUUCCUAAAUCGUGUAGCGGAAAAGCGAAUGCCGGAUUCGUCACAGCUGCUGCUGCACCGAUCUAUGGGUGCGACUGCCGCCCAGCCGGCGUCACGCGGCUUCAGACUCAACACUUUACAAGAAGGGCAGAUGACGAGGCUUCUCAGCGAUGCCCCGAGACGACUUGCAUUGUUACAAAAGUUUCCUUUGUUUGGGCGAAACAGGAACUCCUCCUCUCGAACUGCCAUUUGUGCCACACUUUGAAUGUGGCCUCCAUCCCACCCAAUUCAGCAGCACUUGCACGUUUAUGGAAAAGCGGUUUUUAAAUCCGGAGACGAGAAACUUGACGAUACAGAACUUUCUCCGUUUCUGCGCCCAUUCAAACGCAUCAGUCGCAGUCUGAUCGCUAAUGGCUGCAGCAGGGAGGGUCGGGACCCUAAAUGUGAAAGUGAAACGCACUUGAGCUCAGGUGCUGCACUCCACCUGGAUGUCUCAAGUGUGGAGGUAUAAGGACAUAGUUGCGUAUAACAGUUCUGCGUCCUGGUAAUGACAUGUUAGACAGACCGACAGACUUAGGAGAGGCAGGUCACUUAUAUGCGUAAGUCCGAGGAAACCUACAAAAAUUAAUAUGCAUUGUAUUAUAUACAGUAUGUAUGCACCCCGCUGAUUUGCAGUUGCUCUCACUCUUACAACACGAAGUUCUCCUUGCAUCGGUGUGACAGGCUUCUAAAUAAAGAAGGCCAAUGCCGUUAACCAAAUCACCACGAGAGGGCGGCAUGUGAAAAUAUAAUCUACGUGUUAAAGGCUCGGGGGCGACUGCCCUCCUUUCACAAAAUGGGAAACGACGCAGACUCUUAAGGAGCGCUGGUUUAUGAGGCUGGAGGAAAGCGUGUUGUCUUCCGGUGAUGAGAAGAGCCUCACCUUGAGAGGAGAGUCGGACGAUUUGCCGCCAACUCGGCUCCCUGCUCGGAUCAGAGAGAUUGUCACCAGGAAUCUGACUGACCUUGCUGAACCCUCCCCCACAGCCAUGGCGUCCGUUUUGUCACUUCAAGAGGAGAAUCGGAUCCUUCAGCAGGAGCUAUCACGGGUAGAAGACCUUCUGGCCCAGAGCCGGGCUGACCGUGAUGAGCUGGCGAUCAAGUACAGCGCGAUUAGCGAAAGGCUGGAACAGGCUCUGCAGGAGGAGACGGGUGAGAGGGACCGCGACUCCACGGAGUCACGCAGCUUGACCCAGCAGAACAUGGACCUGCGGCGUCGGCUGGAUGAAGAGCAGGCUGCCUACAAGCGGAAGCUCCAGGCUUACCAGGAGGGCCAGCAGAGGCAGGCCCAGCUUGUGCAGAAACUACAGGCCAAGGUCCUUCAGUACAAGAAGAAGUGUGGAGAUCUUGAACAGACUCUUAUGGAAAAAUCUACAGAGCUGGACCAACAGCGGCUAUCAGGUCGACUGGAUAUCUCGACAGGGCGUCUGCGAGCCGAUGAAGAGGAGCACACUAAUGACUUGGAGAACGCUCUUAUCCGCUUGGAGGAGGAGCAGCAGAGAAGUGCCAGCCUAGCCCAAGUGAAUGCCAUGUUGAGAGAGCAGCUUGACCAGGCCAAUGUGGCUAAUCAGGGUUUGAGUGAAGAUAUCCGCAAGCUCACCGUAGACUGGACCAAGGCUCGGGAGGAGCUGGAACAAAGAGAAUCUGACUGGAGACGAGAGGAGGAGUCCUUCCAUAAUUAUUUCAGUAGUGAGCAUAGCCGUCUGCUGGCCCUUUGGAGACAAGUGGUGGGAUUUCGCCGUUAUGUCUGUGAGCUCAAGAGUGCUACAGAGAGGGAUCUCUCUGAAGUGCGAAAUGAGAUGGCCAAAGUCACCCGCAACGCUCAUGCCUCCUGUCUCAACCUGGGCGUCAACCUGCGUACUAACGAGAGUUCAUCAGCCCUGGCACUAGAGAAACACACAGCACAAAUAGUCCAGCUAGAGGAGCAACUACGUGACAAGGUGCGGGACAUGAUCCAGAUGCAAGCCAAAUGUGAUACCGAGAAGGCAGAGCUUAAUGCCAGGCUGACAGGGCUGAUGCUGGAAGCCGAACGGCUGAAGACCCAGAAUGAAGAAAAGGAGCGAGCUAGCACUUCUCUCAGCCAAAGGCUGGAGGCAUUGGAGACUAGUCAAUGCCAGCAGCAGGCUGACAAGGAGGUGGAGGAGAUGGAGGCCCUGAGAACGGAGAAUGACCUCCUGCAGCAGACUCUUCAUGAAGUGAUGCAGGCUGCUCUGGCAGACUCUGAUGGAGGCACAGAGGCGGUUGCUGAGGGAGAUGCAGAUUCAGUCAUCAUGGCCAGAUCCUCCACAGUCCGUUCACCGUCGCCUCGCCGAGGAAUUUCACCACGCCGCUCAGUCUCCCCACGUCGUGUACUGUUUGCAGGAGCAGCCAACCCGACGGUAGACGCAGUACGUGCGGCCCUGUCUAAGAGACAGAUCCAAAUGCAGGAGCUACGAGGACGUUAUGAGGGAGCCCAGGAGCUGAUAGUGUCACUGAGACGACAACUAGCAGAGCGAGAAGCAGAUAGACAGACUCUGGAGCAGCGAAUCCACCAGCUGAAAGAUGAGAUGGAGAAUUCUGACCGUGCCAAGGACCAGGCUCAGAGGGAUGUGGGCAGGUUGAAGUCUUCAGCUGAACACAUGGGCAGCGAGAAGGCGAAUCUGGAAAAGACGGUGCAGGGCUUACAGAAGCAAGUGGAAACAUUGCAACAGGAGUGUGAUAAGCUCCAGCUGGCCCAGGCGGCACUGCAGCGAGAGCGAGACAUCCAGAUUGACGAGAAGGAGGAGGCACUGAAAGAGCGAGAGCGAGCCAGAGCUGAAUGUGAAAGAGGGCAGAAGCAGCUGGAGCAGAGUGAGACGCGCCACUCAGCCCUCAAAAAGGAGCUUGCUCUGGUCAAGGAGUCUCUGCAGAAACAGACAUUGGACAAGGAGGUUUCGGAAACGGAGAAGGCAGGACUGUCUGAAGCUCUGUCUAGGGCAGAAACAAACACUGCAGAGCUGACUCUGGCGCUCAACAGGCUCAAGACAGAGGAGUCCAAACUGCGGGAUUCAUUGGCCAAGAUGAGCUCACUCAAUGAAGGGCUGGCCCAAGACAAGGUCCAAUUGAACAAGAUAAUCAUUCAGUUGGAGGAAGAGAAGACUGUCCUACUAGGGCAGAAACGAGAGGUAGAGCAGGAGAAAGCCUCGAUCCGGGAUGAGCUUGUCCGACUGGAGCAAGAGAAGCUUGACCUGGACACUGCUCGCCAUGGUCUGGAUCAGUCGCUACAGGAUGUUGAGCAGAGCCGCGAGGCCCUGGAGGAGAGGCUGCACACUCUGCGUGGAGAGCGGGCUGAGCUGCAGGAGCAGAUCACGCAGCUUGCUAGGCAGAAGCUGUCUCUGGUCGAGGAUCUGUCCCAGGCUCAGCGUGAGAUUGAUCGGCAAGGAGAGGUUUUAGUGCGAGUUGCAAAGGAGAAAGAGGACUUGACAAAAGAGAAGGCGAGUCUAAUGGUGCAGCUGUCUUCUUCAGAGAGAGAGAACCGGGGUCUGGCUGAGGAGGUGGCUGCAUUCAGAUCUGAGAGGGAAGCCUUAGAAACCAGCCUUUUUGAAGUUCAGCAGCAACUGUCCCAGACUGAAUCGAGGAAGGAACAACUGGAGACUGAGAACCAAACACUUGUGCUAGCCAAGGAGGGGCUGCAAGCGGAGGCAAAAAGAGUGCGUGCUGAGGUGGAAGUGGAACUGGUGAAACUGGAAAGGGACAAAGAACUACUGGCCCAGAAGUUGAACCAGACAGAGCAGGAAUCCCAGCUCGCUAUGCGGUCAGCGUUGACAGCCCAGCAGGAGGACGUGGACCGGCUGACUCAUGAGAAGGAGGCUAUAAGACUCGCACUGGAGGCCGAACGUGACGAGAUCUUGCACAGACUGACAAUGGAACGUGAUGAGGCAGCUUCCCGGCACGAGACAGAGAAGGAGGAGUUGAGGGAGGACAUUGCUGCCCUGCAGCAGGAUAGAGACCAAAGCCUGCUCAUGGCUGAGAGCGAGAAACAGCAGGCUCUUUCCCUGAAGGAAUCUGAGAAAACCAUACUAUCUGAAAAACUGACCAGCAUCCAGCAUGAGCUAGCUAACGCCAACAUGGAGCUGGAGAGGGUGAAACGAGACCAUCAGAGCCGCCAGGAACAGGAGCGUAAUACAGUGAAUGCUUUGACAUCAGAGCUCCGUGAGUUCCGGGCUCAGUUUGAGGAUGCAGUGACAGCACAUGAACGGGAGGUGAAAAGUCUACAUGAGCAAAACAAGGAGCUGGUCCGCCAGAGAGAAGCUGCUCUCCGAGAGGUUGAUGAAGCUCGUACAGCUGUGAGAGUAGCUGAGGAAGCACGGGAUGGUGUGCGACGGGAGCUUCUUGAAACCCAGCGGCGCCUGCGUGAAUCUCAGGAUGGCCAAGAGACACUACGCAAAGAGAUCCUUGAACUGAGAAGAAAUCUGAGCGACCAGGAGAAGGAGAGAGAGGCCUUGUACACGUCCAACACUGAGCUGCGGGACUCUGUCAAGAAAGCUGAGAGCGAGAGGAUCAGUAUAAAGCUGCACAAUGAAGAGAAUGAGCAGAAGCUCUCCAUACUGGAGGAGAGUCGGGCUGCUUGUGAGCGAGAGAUUGGGGAGCUGAGGGCCAAUCUUCGGGAGGUGGAAAAGUCAAGACUGGAGGCACGCCGGGAGCUUCAAGAGCUGAGGAGGCAGGUGAAGCUUCUUGACAGUGAAAAGGAGCAGAAGAGCCGGGAGGUGGCAGAACUUCAGGCCAGAGUCUCCCUUGAUGAACAGAAGGAGGAGGAAACACGGAGAGAGUCAUUUGGACUAAAGCAGAGGAUUAUGGAAACAGAGGCUCUCCGGGAUAGCGCCCGAAAAGAGGUGUCUAAUCUACAGCGUAAGUUAACUGACCUUGAGGUGGAUUGGCGCUCUCGUGAGCGGGAUCUACAGGCUCGGCUUGAGGAAUCCCACAGCAGCGAAAAGAGGCUACAGGACCACAUUCGAAGUUUGGAGCUGCGAGCCGAACAGUCGCGUGCUGAGCUUAGCGAGCUGACUCUAGCACUGAGUGCCGCUCAGGGCCAGACGGCAGGGCUAGAGGCAGAGAUGGCGCGACUUGAUGGACAGAAACGUGAGCUGGAAUUCAAGCUGGGUAGCCUUCACUCUGCCCUGAGUCGCACUUUAGGCAUUGCAGGGCGCGGUCGAGGGAACAGCCCUGCUGUCCGGGGCCGAGGACACUCACCUCGACGCUCGCUUUCUCCACCAAAAGGACUAGAUGACAGCAGAUCAGGUGCCUUUUCUCGUACAGGAACACCGGAACAAAGGCCUCUGUCCAGGCCCACCUCUCCAGACCGCACCGACACGCCGUUCCCAGAACUUGACCCAGAAGUGGUGCGCAGUUCGCUUCGUGAAUUCCUGCAGGAGUUGAGAGAUGCACAGCGGGACAGGGAUGAAGCUCGCACUCAGAAUGGGACUCUAAUCAGACAGCUUGGUGAGAUGGAGGCUGACCGAGACGGAACUCAGCUGAGAGUGCAGCACCUCCAGAAGUCGCUAGCCGAAUGUGAAGAAGUGAAACGAGGAGCCGAAGGUAAACUCAGCUCUGCCCAGACCGCCCUCAUGUUGCAAGAAGAAUCAAUCCGUCGUGGAGAACGGGAGCGUAAGACCCUUCUAGAGAAGGUGACCACUUUGGAGCGGAGUGUCCAGUCAGCUGAGACCGAGCGGCGCAACACACAGGAGAAGCUUAACAAGCUCAAAGCCAUUGAGGCAAGGCUGGAUGCUGAAAGGCGGAAGUUGAAGGAGGCACUGGAAGACGCAGAAAGCCGAGGCACCAAGCUGGAGCUGUCCCGGAGAACUCUGGAAGGCGAGCUGCAGCGUAUGAAGCUUAGCCUGGGAGACAAAGAGACAGAAAUUCAGGCUGCACAAGACCGCAUUGAUAACCUGCAGCGGCAGGUGUCAGAAAGUGAGAUGAAGGCUGGUGCUCUUCGACUGGAAGUGGACCGACUGCACCUGGCCUUGGCCAAAGCAGAGGAGGCUGAAGCUUCACUAAAGGAGCGACUGCAAAGCCUGAGCGGCAGCAUGGCAGAGAAUGCUGCCAGCCAGGCCUCGGCCCAAGAGCGUGUGUUGGCCCUGCAGAAGGCCCUGAGCAACAGUGAACAGGAGCGCCGGCUGCUACAGGAGAGGCUGGAAGGGGCAAAAUCAGCCCUUGCGGAGAGUAAGAAGAGCAUGGCGACAAUAAUGGAGCGGAUGCAGGCCCUGCAAGCUGACUUGGGGGAAGAGGAGCUGAAGCGAGCUGAGCUGGAGGGGCAACUCCACCAGCAACAGGAGCUGCUGAGACAGCGCGUGGAGUCGGAGGAGACUGCAUUCCGCAGCCUGGAAAAGCUGCAAACAGAUCGAACCUUGUCGCAAGAGCGGCUGCGCAGCCUUCAGAGAGCCGUGGUGCAGCUGGAAAGCGAAAAGAGGGAGGCUGAAAGAGCUGCCAUGCGACUGGAGAAGGACAAGACUGCUCUCCGCAACACUCUGGAUAAGGUGGAGCGCGAGAAGCUGAAGACAGAAGAGAGCACCAUGCGCCUAUCUGCUGAAAAAGGCCGCCUGGACCGGUCACUCAACUCGGUGGAGCAGGAACUCAUGGAUGCUCAGCGUCAGAUUCAGUUGCUGCAGGCCCAGCUUGACGAAAUGCAGCAGUCACAGUCCCAAGGCCUGGGCGAGGCCGUGCUGAGACAUCGACAGGAGAUGCAACAGGAGGCUGAGAGGCUGCGGGCAGCUCAGCUACAGGCAGAGAGGACAUUGGAGGCGAGAGAGCGAGCCCACCGGCAGCGGGUCAAGGGGCUGGAAGAGCAGGUCUCUACAUUGAAGGAGCAGCUUCAACAGGAACUGCGACGGCGCCAGCCUCUUUACUCUCACUCCUCCAUCUUGUCCGGUAAUUGAGCCCACAGUGCCAACUGUUGCUCGCGAGUAAGGCGAAAGACUUCCAAGCAUUGCAGACCACAGCAGUAACUCUCAGGUGCCUCAUGCUGCUGCUGCCUCUUUCUCUUCUUCCUGCUUCUUUUCAUGAGGUCCUCCAGUACUCCCCUCAAUAUCCACAAGCCCCCAUCUGCUUGCCUCAUAUCACUGUAGCCUUCUGUUUCUUUUGUUGUGCCCACCUCCUCAAGCACCUCUAUGUUCUGCUACCCUGUGAUUUUGUGCAACAUUAAGAUCAGCUUAGAAUGGCCCCUUUUUGAAGUGCUCCCUAUUACCAAAAUCAAGUCAAGUCCAUGAGAGCUAAUGGCAAGAGGCAUGGCAGGCUUACAUUAUAAUGUGGGUGUGGCCUCACUGACGAGGCUCUCAUGCUAUUGGCUUGUCAGUUCUUAUUGAUGCAUAAGAGGAAGAAAGAAGCAGCCUGCUGGUUUUAUAUUGGAUUUUCAAUGUAGAAGGACAGUGACCUGCAGCAGGCAUGCCAAUUGCUCGAUCUCUUUCAUAUAGUGCCUUUUAUGUGGCAUUAGUAAGCACUGAGUGAUGGAUCAUCUGUUGAAAUAUUUUAUAAAUUAUUUGUCCUUCUAAUUAUAAACUCUGUGGCCAGCAUUAUGAACAAACUCUGAAUAAUUCCAUGGGGUGCACUGGCCAGCAACACCGAAGACGAUCUUUGGCCGCAAGUGAAGACUUUGGCGAUAACCACCCCCCAGUGCCCACCCCAAACACAUCUGGAAUACACCUCAGGAAAAUGGAGCAAUGGAGGUACAAGGUGACGUACACCAUGAAGAGGACAAAAGGCAGCGGAUUAGAACUUUAAACUAAAUGGGCAGGGGGUGUGUGGUGGUCUAAAUUAAUGGGGUUUAUGAUCACUAAUCUGGUGUGUGUGUGCUUUAAACAAAAAUAGAAUAUUUUUACCAUUAUUUAUAGAACAACAAUAUCAUAAAAAGUUAAAUAUUUUAGUCUUUGGUGCUAAAGUUUACCUAAACUGUGAAAACCAGCAAGAACACCGUCCAUUUUGAGCAGCUAUUUCUAACGUUUUAAAUCAUUUUUAGGGGUUUUAUAAAUUUUUUUAGUAUUAGAUGUUUUUAUAUUUACAGCCAUCAUGAAGACCGUGACUUUCUUUUUUAAACUCUGACUAAUGUAAAAGUGGCUUUGUUUGGAGAAUUUUUAACUCAAAAAUAAUUUUAGCACAAAUUGUUAGAUUCAAAAAAACGGUCGUAUUUUAUUAAAAUGUCUCCCAAUAGGGAGUGAUAUCUGAUCGAUAAGAUAUAUAUGAGCAUUUAGAAAUGUGACAAAGGUGUUGAUUCUGCUGUCACCUUAGCACGUGACUCUAUGAGUGUCACAUCUCGCGUCCAAUGUGUCAGCUGCUGCUUUUGCAGCUUUAAAAUGCUUUUGCACCCACUUGAGAAAUGAAAUUUGGGACAGGUCUACAUUCACUUGUCUCUUUUAAAAUACUUCCUUUCGUAUGGUGUUAUUCAAUUCAAGCACUUCUUUUUAAAGUCCCAUGUGGUGUUGCAUUUUGUGAAAGGUGCUAUAUAAAAGGAAGAUUUAGUGUCCACGUAUGUAGUGCUUUUCUCUGGAGACUGGUUCAAAAAUCUGACUUGUUUUGUAGUGCCCUACAAUGGGCUUUUGCCACUAUAUUCCUAAAUUCCAAAAAUCUGAUUAAUUAGGUGAUAUCAACCUAUACACUGUAAAAUGAUUGUGAAUGAGGGAGAGCAGCCAAGAGAGAACAACAGGGAAACAAAGAUACAGCAGUGCAUGGUGGGAGUUGGCAUUCUGGCCACAUUUCACUUGGACCCCAGGUAGGUGUGAUGUGUGCCAGUGCUUGAAGUGGAAGAGGGGAUACUCCAGGUGUUUAAGCUACUUAAGCUCAAAAGAAUUUUAGAGAUGGAUAAACUGAAAGCAUGAAGAUCAUGAAGGAUUGGGGUGGUGUUCCCCUUGAACAUAUAAAAGUUCUCUUUUUGGGCCCCCCUACUAAACUAACCAUUAAGAGGUUGUGAGAACACUUGGUAUGUGCCAGCUGUCUUCAAAUACUCAUGCCAAUACUCCCGGUAUUCCAAAAAGCAAAAUUUAGAAAUACCGCUGACAAUGGGCCAAAUUCAUGCACAGCUGUGUGCAGUUUGUAUUUUUUUCCCAUGCUUGGGUGGGUUUCUAACAGGCACUCCAUCUGAUGUGUCAGGCUAGUUAACCCACUGAGAAUAACUACUGUAUGCCCUGCAUUCAGUCCAGGAAGGUUGUCUCUCCAGUCUGUCUAUUUUAUAGUUCUAUCUGGGAAAGGAAGUGACCCCCAUUCCAGCCAGGACAUCAAUCCAGUGUCUCCUCCAUAUAUAUAUAUAUAUAUAUAUAUAUUUAGAUAGAUAGAUAGAUACACAGACAA
Molecule: messenger RNA, 9624 nt
Organism: Polypterus senegalus (gray bichir)
Lineage: Eukaryota; Metazoa; Chordata; Cladistia; Polypteriformes; Polypteridae
Product: rootletin-like
Exons: 37
Coding region: 1167-7223 (2018 amino acids)
Biological process (GO): centrosome cycle
Source: RefSeq, a predicted model, not a curated record